AUGAAGCUCUUCUCAGCUGGCGCGCUGGCUCUUGGCCUCGCUAACUUGCCUAGCACUUUUGCCUGGGGCAGUCUCGGCCAUAUCACCACCGCUUACCUCGCCAGUCACUUUGUCGCAAACACCACUGAGGCUCACCUCAAGUAUAUUCUCUAUAAUGACGAGGAAGACUACUUGGCGAAGAUAGCAUCCUGGGCUGACUCGAUCCGGUACACAGAUUGGGGUCGAUACACCAAGACAUUUCACUUCAUCGACGCUCAUGACAGCCCUCCCAACAAGUGUGACGUCGACUUUGAGCGUGAUUGCAAGGACGAUGGUUGUGUUCUCACCGCCCUCAAGAACUAUACCCAGCAAUCAGUUGAGCCUCAGUUGCCCUUCUGGCAGCGCAACCAGGCCGCCAAGUUUGUCGUUCACUUUAUCGGAGAUCUGCACCAGCCUCUACAUAACGAAAAUGUCGAAAAGGGAGGUAACGGCCUCGCAGUAACAUUUGACGGCCGCACGUUCAACCUCCACCACGUCUGGGACAGUUCUAUCGCCGAGAAGCUGUUGGGUGGUCUGCACGGCGACCCCUUCAAGCUUGCCAACAACUGGGCCAACCAGCUUGCAGUCGAGAUCACAGACGGCAAGUUUGCAGAGGCAAAAGACGCGUGGUUGAAGGAUCUGGACUUCAGUGACCCCAUCAGCACGGCACUUGCUUGGUCCCGAGAGGCCAAUGCGCUCGUCUGUACUCACGUUCUGCCCGAGGGUGCCGAUGCCAUUGUCGGUCAGGAACUCGGAGGCGAGUACUUUGAAAAGGCCGCCCCUGUCAUUGAGGAGCAGGUUGCCAAGGCCGGUUACAGAAUGGCUGCCUGGCUGGACAAGAUCGUUGAGGCGUACAAGGAUGUUGAGCAGCAGGAGAUGUCCGAGGAGCUCUGA
Messenger RNA from Fusarium musae, 912 nucleotides. RefSeq lists its product as uncharacterized. NCBI's taxonomy places the organism in Eukaryota, Fungi, Ascomycota, Sordariomycetes, Hypocreales, Nectriaceae. Gene Ontology annotation, molecular function: nucleic acid binding; endonuclease activity. The transcript is spliced from 3 exons. Bases 1 to 912 code for a protein of 303 amino acids. The record is from RefSeq and is a predicted model, not a curated record. Gene Ontology annotation, biological process: DNA catabolic process.